Messenger RNA from Polypterus senegalus (gray bichir), 1290 nucleotides. Its product is annotated as D-ribitol-5-phosphate cytidylyltransferase-like. Gene Ontology annotation, molecular function: D-ribitol-5-phosphate cytidylyltransferase activity. NCBI's taxonomy places the organism in Eukaryota, Metazoa, Chordata, Cladistia, Polypteriformes, Polypteridae. The record is from RefSeq and is a predicted model, not a curated record. The transcript has 7 exons. Gene Ontology annotation, cellular component: cytosol. Gene Ontology annotation, biological process: isoprenoid biosynthetic process; protein O-linked glycosylation via mannose. The coding region runs from base 321 to 1145 and encodes 274 amino acids.
CACAAAGCACGGAGUUCUCUUCCCGUUAUCGUGUACGCGCAGCCAGCGAGCAGUCCGUCAGCUGUCAGCUGUAGCCGCUGUCGUGCGCCGUGUCGAGGCAAGACGAGCCAAGCCGCCCGGUGAUUGCGCCGCCACCGCAGCUCCGUUUCAAUCCUGCACAUCUUGCUCAAACCCGGUAAACUACACUAGCUUAAGUGGCCCACUGCCACCGCGCUACUUUUUUUUUCUUUUUUUGGAUCAGUACAGUCCAGAAAUUUAAAUAACGUGGAGUAAUUCUUAUACACCGCGUCUGAUCUCUUUCAGUUUCUCGGCUUUUCCAAAUGGAGCUUAUCGACGACUUUCCCGCUAGGCCCCUCGAUCCUGCAGCUUGCUUCAACCAGCAUGGCGAUCCGAGUGGCGACGGUGCCAGUGCCACAAGCUUUCGCGGCCCGGUAGCGGUUGUGUUGCCGGCUGGUGGUUGUGGAGAAAGAAUGGGGCUCUCAACUCCCAAACAGUUUUGUAAACUGCUGGACAGACCUCUUAUCAGCUACACCAUACACGCUUUCGAGAGAAUGAAGUGGAUUGAAGUUGUCAUUGUGGUGGUGGCAGAGCAGCAUGUUGAACUGAUCAAAUCUAUUAUUCAGAAAUAUAAUCACAGGAAAACUCAGUGGUGUGUUGGUGGACUCACACGACACAGAUCUAUAUUCAAUGGGCUAAGUGUGUUUGUGGAUGACAAGUUUCUGGAGUGCCAUCUCACCAAGCCAAAAGUUGUUAUUAUUCAUGAUGCCGUAAGACCUUUUGUGAACGAAGAUAUUCUACUGAAGAUUGCCACUGCAGCUAAUGACCAUGGGGCAGCUGGAGCCAUUAGACCACUUGUUUCUACAGUGAUUGCUACUAAUUCAGAACAUUUUUUGGACCAUUCACUGGAACGUUCAAAAUACAGAGCAAGUGAAAUGCCUCAGGCAUUUCUUUUCGACACAAUAUACAAAGCUUAUCAAAAGUGUACAGAAUAUGAUUUUGAGUAUGGAACAGAGUGCCUUCACCUUGUCUUGAGCAACUGUAAUACACAAGCUAAACUUAUUGAAGGGCCACCAACUCUGUGGAAGAAACCCUUUCCCAAAAUGUCUAUGUUAUUACAGAUGUGGAUCAAGAAGCUUUGCAGUUAGGUCAUUGUCUUAAGAAAAUGUUAAUGACACAGCACAUGGAGGUAGAAGUUAUAUCAGGAGAAUAUGGAAAAAGGAAAUUAUGUAUUCAACAUGUGUCAUCCCAAGAAAGUUACAAUAUUAUUAUAACCAUUCUAGGGAAAUCCCG